GAAGCAUUGUUGACGGCAGGAGUGAAACACAGAUAAAUCGAUAAAUUAAGUGUCUUUGUAGUGAAAUCUACUUAUAAAUGUUUGAGUGAAAAUAACCUCAACGUUGUGACACCGAGAUGGCAGGACGCUUCAAGAAAAUACAGAGGAUCGGACGAGGAACCUUCGGGGAGGCGUGGCUCGUCUCCAGCACCUGUUCCGGAAGGAGAUACGUGAUAAAGGAAGUCCGCGUCGAGGAGAUGAGCGAGGAGGAGCUGGAGAAGACGCGCACGGAGGCCACGAUCUUGGCUCGCUGUAAACACUCGAGCAUCAUCCGCUACAAGGAGUACUUCAUGCUCGCCGACCCCGCUACUAUGUGCCUCGUGAUGGAGUACGCCGAUGGGGGAGACUUGUCCGUGCGGGUGAAGGAGGCGAGGAAGAAGGGAACUUACAUCACCGAGGAAUCUAUUUUGCACUGGUUCGUUCAAGUGAUCUUUGCCGUUCAGUAUCUGCACAGGAACAACAUCCUGCAUCGAGACCUGAAGACGCAGAACAUCUUCCUGACGAAGACGAACCUGGUGAAAGUCGGGGAUUUCGGCAUCGCCCGCUUCCUCAGGGACAAGCAGGACCUCGCUACAACGGCCAUCGGGACCCCUUAUUACCUGUCUCCGGAGAUCUGUCAGAGACGCCCCUACAACCACAAGUCCGACCUGUGGGCGGUGGGCUGUGUCCUGUACGAGCUGUGCGCCCUCAAGCACCCCUUCGACGCCGACACGUUCGAAGAUCUCAUCCUCAAGAUACUUCGCGGGGUGGUGUUGCCGCUGCCCUCGUGA
Messenger RNA from Penaeus indicus, 809 nucleotides. Its product is annotated as serine/threonine-protein kinase Nek1-like. The record is from RefSeq and is a predicted model, not a curated record. Gene Ontology annotation, molecular function: protein kinase activity; ATP binding. The transcript has 6 exons. The coding region runs from base 117 to 809 and encodes 230 amino acids. Gene Ontology annotation, biological process: protein phosphorylation. Lineage: Eukaryota; Metazoa; Arthropoda; Malacostraca; Decapoda; Penaeidae.